AUGGUGGAACGCCUGAACUUGUCCCUGGACGCCGUAUCCAGCUGGGGCGAGGCCAAUUUGGUUGGAUUUAACGCCACCAAAACCCAGGCGUGUUUAUUCACCGCGAAACGGUGCCAAUUUACCUUGGCUCCCACUUUCCAGAAUGUGUCCCUUCCGCUGACCGACGACUUAGAACUUCUCGGUGUAAGCUUGAAGUCCAACCUGAACUUUGGGUCGAUCAUAGAGUCCAGGGCUAAAAAUGCUGCCAAAAAACUUGGUGUCCUAUUUAAGGUGAAGCGGUAUUUCACGCCGAAUCAGCUUAUCUCCCUGUACCAAGCACAGGUCCGAUCGUGCGUGGAAUACUGCUGUCACCUUUUGGACGGUUCCGCCAAGUAUCAGCUGGCGGCCCUGGAUGCGAUAGAGCGUCGGGCACAUAGACUCUUCGGCGAUGACCCUACUAUUAAGGCUAAAUUGCAGACCCUAGAACAUCGCCGUCGAGUCGCUUGUCUGUCGAUAUUCUACCGGAUACAUUCUGGGGAGUGCGCUUAA
Molecule: messenger RNA, 528 nt
Organism: Leguminivora glycinivorella
Lineage: Eukaryota; Metazoa; Arthropoda; Insecta; Lepidoptera; Tortricidae
Exons: 1
Coding region: 1-528 (175 amino acids)
Source: RefSeq, a predicted model, not a curated record